AUGCUCGGAUCCCCCAACGUCGCAAUCUCCCCAUCACCUGCGGUGGACUUGGUCGUCUCCCACUUGGUCUUGUACUCUUUCUCGCCGGCCGAUAUAUUUGCGGGUAUUUCUUCUGCCGCUGGACUCGUUUUUAUCAUACCUGCUAUGCGAUCCGCAUCUUCUUCCGUUUCCUCACUUUCCCCCAUCUUCAAGGAGACCUCGCUCUCGUCCUCCCGGCCGCGGUACGGAGACCCUGACUGGGAUGGACGCAAAUACCCUAUAGCCGAAGAUAAGAAGGACCACCUGAAACUACUAAUGGGGGAUAGGAAGGACAGGCCAAGCCACGAUGAAUUUACGAGAUGGGCCGUUCAAGUCGAUGAGCCCUUGGAGAGAAUCCAAAAUUGGUAUUAUAACAGUAUUGCGGCCCCUCGAAGGGCUGCUACCCGCGCCUUCAACACUGCGAAUAAGGUGCUAGCGAAGGCCAAAGCUGACUUACAGGCUGAAAAGUCCAAACGUAGGACGGGCACUUCGGCGAUCCAGCAUCAUGCGAGGACUCUGGAGCUCCAGUCGGUCGUUUCCUUACAGGAGAAGGCGGUAAUGGAGGCGAAUUUCCGGUUGGAGGAGGUAAUGGCGGAGUGGAAGGAGCGGCGAGUGAGGAGGUAUUCACCGAGGAGGCCAAGGAUGUCCAAGCGAGGGAAGGCUGUGAAGCAGUAUGGAGGGGCUAUCGCUGAUCAGAUAACUGUGUUUGAAGUUGAGCCGAGCGAGGAUGAGAUGGCUGCUGUUACUGCUCUUCUCAAUCUGAAACAUGUAUGGGUUAUAAACCCAUGA
Messenger RNA from Stereum hirsutum FP-91666 SS1, 807 nucleotides. RefSeq lists its product as uncharacterized. The record is from RefSeq and is a predicted model, not a curated record. Bases 1 to 807 code for a protein of 268 amino acids. NCBI's taxonomy places the organism in Eukaryota, Fungi, Basidiomycota, Agaricomycetes, Russulales, Stereaceae. The transcript is spliced from 2 exons.